Messenger RNA from Phytophthora infestans T30-4, 1002 nucleotides. RefSeq lists its product as uncharacterized. NCBI's taxonomy places the organism in Eukaryota, Oomycota, Peronosporomycetes, Peronosporales, Peronosporaceae. Bases 1 to 1002 code for a protein of 333 amino acids. The transcript has 2 exons. The record is from RefSeq and is a predicted model, not a curated record.
AUGCGAACAACGUUCACGUUCGACGACGACAAACCGCUUGUCCAUCUUGCCCAAGGAUACAUCGACGGAGGAACGCACAUCCCGUGGAGUGACGUUGCCCACAUUAUGAGAUCCACGAAACACACGGCGGUCGCGCAUCGUCAACCUCUCCAGGCUCUCAGCUCCGGAACAUCUCGUCCAGUGCACGAAGGCGGCUACUGCCACAAGAAGAAGAAGCUACUCCGCCCGCAUCGCUCACAGGACCGCGGUCGCCACCAAAAUCUGACGCAGGGACUGGAGCAGCACGUGAAGCAGCACGCCCAGCAGCGACUGAAUUAUCUCAAGGAAGUAGGGCAGCAGCCCUUGCAGCUAUACUCCCGACCACCAGAAGCUGCGGUGGCACGAGCUGUACGAGCAGAUGCACGAAACGCCGCGGCUUUGCGCUUAGAGGUUAGGCAUACAUUCGUGACGCCAGGAAGACGCCCAACAGACGCCGAAACGACGCUCCCAAAGCUGCAACUUCCGUUUUCAAAUUUUCAGGGGACGAAUAUGGCGACGACAGUACUUCCGAUGCAACCGGCACCAGUCCUGUGCUCAUUGAAUGCGGAGAAAGCUGUCACUGCGAUUUUUGCGGGUGUACCACGUGCUGCGGUCGCCUACACGCGCGGCAUCUCUCACCUGAAUGUCGGAGAAGUGCUGCCGCCGGGUGUGACGAUACUAUUGCAAGAGCUUGUGACAUCAAGGGACGUGACAUUUGUUUUAUAUCAGUGCUGGACUUUGCAAUGUUGUCGCUCAAGUAGUGCUUGCGACCAACGGAUAGGAUUCGAAGUUCGCGCAGACGUGCAGAAUGUUGGCGUGGAUAUGAUUGCGAGGAGCCCGCAUGCCCGACGUAUAGAUGAACGAGUAGAUCGCGUUUGGAAGAACAUCACUGGGCUUUCCUUCUCGCGGGUGGAGUCGUACGCACAAGCAACCUUGUCUUUUGGAACAACAUUUUGUUCGAGAGUGUCACCACCUAGUUCGUGA